Molecule: messenger RNA, 1563 nt
Organism: Ilex paraguariensis (yerba mate)
Lineage: Eukaryota; Viridiplantae; Streptophyta; Magnoliopsida; Aquifoliales; Aquifoliaceae
Source: the annotation of a GenBank genome assembly
AUGGCGGACAGUUACUUGGCGUGUAAGGCUGUUCAUCACUUGCCAUUUCCACCAUUCUCCCUUUCUCCUUCUCUCUCUUCACCUUCCCAAUCUCUCUCCGGCUUCUCAAUGUUCCCCAAUCGCUCCUCACUCCACCACUGUCGCUGCUCCCCAAACCCUCUCAGCCCCAGCCCCAGCCCCAACCAGCCUUUUUUACUCGUCUUCUCAGGUGGAACUGCCUUUAAUGGUGUUGUAGAAGAGCUAAAGAAGUUAACAAUUCGUGUUGCCCAUGUUCUCCCAGUUUCUGACGAUGGAGGGAGUACAGCAGAGAUUGUUCGUGUUCUUGGUGGUCCAGCUGUUGGAGACAUACGGUCAAGGUGUUUGAGAUUGUCGGACCAAAGUACCUUGGAGGCUCUUGCUGUGCGAACAUUGCUCGGUCAUCGCUUGCCCCUGGAUGCACAAGAAGCCAAAUCAGAAUGGUAUGAUGUUGUGGAAGGAGACCAUCCACUGUGGAAAGGUGUUUCAAAACCCUAUAGGGAGACAAUUCGAGCUUUUUUGGCUUAUUUUCAGAAUCAGUUGCAGAUCCUCCGACGGUCUGAUGAAUCAUUCUGUUUCAGUAAUGGGAGCAUUGGGAAUUUUUUCUUUGCAGGAGCACGUAUAUUCUUUCAGUCUUUAGAUGCUGCAAUAUUUCUGUUCUCACGUGUCUCGGAUAUCCCUGCAGAAAGUCUGGUCCUCCCAGUAAUAUCCACCAAUGACAGGCUUACAUUGGGUUGUGAAUUAUUGGAUGGAACUAUUAUACGUGGUCAGAAUACAAUAUCUCAUCCAACCAAUGGAUCCAUGGAACCGAUAAACAAGGAAAGCUCUUCAGUUCCAUCACUUCCUUCAAGAAUAAAGCGGGUGUUCUACAUGUCCAGUGAGGGCAGCAAUUUAUUGCAUGAGGUCUUCCCCUCUGUAAAUCCAACUGUCUUGGAUAGAUUAAGCAGCGUGGACUGCAUUAUUUAUGCUAUGGGAUCCCUCUUUACCUCCAUCUGCCCCUCCCUGGUUUUACUUGGUGUUGGGGAGAUUAUCUCAUCAAGGUCAUGUCCCAAGGUACUUCUGUUGAAUGGUACACAUGACCGAGAAACUAGUGGCUUCUCUGCUUCUGGCUUUGUGACUGCCAUUUCAGAUGCUUUAAAUCGAACCUAUGGAGAUCCUCAUAACCAUCUCAAGAAUCAUGUGGUGAAGGUUGAGAUAGAGAAGGAGAGUGAGGGAGAGAUUGUGAAUAGUAUUGGAGUUCCGGUGGUAGAAGAGGUGAAGUGGGGUUCCAGUGGUGGAGGGUGUGGGGUUGGUACAAAGGGUGGAGGAAAAGAUGAGCGAGUUAACACAAUUUUACCAAGUCGAUACGUCAAUACACUUUUGGUGCCCAAAGAUGGUCAAAUUACUGUAGAUGCUGAGUGCUUGGCUGCCCAAGGAAUUUUUCAUGUGAUCACUGUUGAUUCAAUGCAUGAUCCUAAAGUGGGUAUAAUUUUUGACCCAAAAUCAUUGAUACAAGCUCUUGCCGAUAUGUUAAGUGGACGCAUGAGCUGGAAUGUCACCGGGGCAUAG